Molecule: messenger RNA, 1374 nt
Organism: Acanthamoeba castellanii str. Neff
Lineage: Eukaryota; Discosea; Longamoebia; Acanthamoebidae
Exons: 11
Coding region: 1-1374 (457 amino acids)
Source: RefSeq, a predicted model, not a curated record
AUGGCAGAGGCUUCUACGUGCACGCAACCAACCUCGGUCUGCCCUCCCACCACCCAUGAGAAGCUCAACGCCGGCGCCCUGGCCCCUCGUGAGGCAUCUCGCCUCCUUUCUCUCUUCGACAGGUUCGUGCUGAGCGCUGAGACAGCGGGCAAGGGUCCGGCCGACCGUGCGGAAUGGAACCUGCUGAAGGCCAACAUCUUCGAGGUCAACUGGUUGCUCGCCGCUAAAAGCGGCAUCAAGGCGGCACUCUCGCUCGUCGACCUCGACCCCACGUUCGCCAAGAAUGAGCACCACUCCGCGCUCACCAUUACAGUCAAGGACCAGCCCUCGGUGUUCCUGACGGUGGGCGAUAUCGCGCAGCUGGUGGUUCUGCUGGAGCAGCAGCUGGGGAAGAAGGGCAUGUUCGACUACAACAACAUCCUCAACUCCACUGUGGGCGCCCUCAAGCUCGCGCUCGCGGACAAGAUCAUCAACUCUGAUAGCGAAGAGGCUGCCAAGAGGAGAAAGACCAGCGACGCGAUGGACGAAGAAGAGAAGAGGAAGCUCUACUGGCCCAAGGAACUGACAGCCGAGGGCAUACAGAGCAUCGCGGGCAUGGCCAUCACUCCUUCAGGCUUUGACGACACGCUUGAGGACGAGGCUGGCUACGGCACCGCUUCCCUGUUCGGCGCGCCACACAUCUUCUACCCCAACGCCAAUCUCUUCGACUCGCGUCACAUCCCCUUCGCGAUGGCGCCGCUGGGCAACAAGCAUGUGCGUGUGUACCGCGAGUACGAGUACCAGUCCAUCUACACUCCCCCGCAUGAAAUCGUCCAUGCCCUGCAGACCUUGAUCUCCGAUUCACAGGUCGAUGGAUGGAGGCACGAGUGGGAAGCUUCAGUGGCGUGCCUAGGCUUGCUGGCGCAUGUUGCCCGCAAGUUCCCCUUCCUGUAUAUUGAUGGUCUAGCCGAGGAAACCAUGCUUGGCUUCUACCAGGCGGUUGUCUGGGGCCACUCGCAGGUGUCGGAGGAUGUCAAGGCCGGCUACCGCCAGUGGAGGGACUCAGGCGGCAAGAUCGACCCCGUGGGCCACGGCGACUCGGGUCAUGCCGUCCACCACAACCCUGAAUCUCCAUUGAGUCCUUCGAGUACCAGCGGGAGAUUCCUGCAGGAGAUCCUGGUGUCGAUCCAGAAGGCUGCGGCGAGGGCGGCCGCAAGCAAGGACACGAACAAGGCGGCCCCCGAGGACGACGCGUCGGCGAAGGAGGACGAGGACCACCCGCCCCGCGCCGGCUUCAAGGAUCUGGAGGAGAUCUACCUGCGUGGCGGCACCGACAAGACCAUCGAGGACUGGGUGGUCGAGCUGCUGCCCAUCGAGACCGUUGACUUGCCCUGA